Bufo bufo (common toad) is the source of this 1989-nucleotide messenger RNA. Its product is annotated as gastrula zinc finger protein XlCGF26.1-like. NCBI's taxonomy places the organism in Eukaryota, Metazoa, Chordata, Amphibia, Anura, Bufonidae. Gene Ontology annotation, molecular function: DNA-binding transcription factor activity; RNA polymerase II cis-regulatory region sequence-specific DNA binding. Gene Ontology annotation, biological process: regulation of transcription by RNA polymerase II. Bases 25 to 1530 code for a protein of 501 amino acids. The transcript has 2 exons. The record is from RefSeq and is a predicted model, not a curated record.
CACAAGGAUCUGUACAAGGAGGCCAUGAUGGAGGAGCACCAGCCUCUUAUAUCACAAGCGAAUUCCAGUAAACAUUUUAAAGGAAACUUCAUGUUACGACAAAAUUAUAAAGUAGAGCGUGAAGAUAUCAUGCAGCGCUCUUCAGGAGGCAACGUUAAUGUACAUUCAGAACUUCCUAAUACAGAUCUAUCACAUAAUCCUCCUAAUCAUGAGGAACCAUCUCUUAACCAAUCACAGAUUACUAAAAGUACAGGUCAGAAAGGGGAUAAAAGGUUUAAUUGUAGUAAAGAGUUUACAAAGAGAUCAAGUUAUUCUACACACAGAAGAAUUCACACAGUGGAUAAGCAAUAUUCAUGUUCACAAUGUGGGAAAUGUUUUACACAAAAAUCAAGUCUUGUUAUACAUGAAAGAAGUCACACAGGGGAGAAGCCAUAUUCAUGUUCAGAAUGUGGGAAAUGUUUUGCAAAUAAAUCCGGUUUUGUUAAACAUGAGAGAAUUCACACAGGAGAGAAGCCAUACUCGUGUUCAGAGUGUGGGAAAUGUUUUAAACAAAAAUCAGAACUUGUUACACAUAAGAGAAGUCACACAGGGGAGAAACCAUAUUCAUGUACAGAAUGUGGGAAAUGUUUUGCACAGAAACCAAGUCUUAUUUCACAUAAAAGAGGUCACAGAGGAGAGAAGCCAUAUUCUUGUUCAGAAUGUGGGAAAUCUUUUCUACAGCAAUCAAGUCUUUUUUCACAUAAGCGAAUUCACACAGGGGAGAAACCAUAUUUAUGUACAGACUGUGGGAAAUGUUUUGCACAGAAGUCAAGUCUUGUUUCACAUAAGAGAACUCACACAGGAGAGAAGCCAUAUUCAUGUUCAGAAUGUGAGAAAUGUUUUACACAUAAAUCAAGUCUAAAUACACAUGAGAGAAUUCACAAAGGAGAGACGCCAUAUUCAUGUUCAGAAUGUGGAAAAUGUUUUACACGUAAAUCAAGUUUUGUUACACAUGAGAGAAAUCACACAGGAGAGAAGCCAUAUUCAUGUUCAAAAUGUGGGAAAUGUUUUGCAAAUAAAUCAGAUUUUGUUAAACAUGAGAGAAUUCACACAGGAGAGAAGCCAUAUUCAUGUUCAGAAUGUGAGAAAUCUUUUACAGAUAAAUCAAGUCUUGCUAGACAUAAGAGAAUUCACACAGGUGAGAUGCCAUAUGCAUGCUUAGAAUGUGGGAAAUGUUUUAAACAAAAAUCGGAACUUGUUUCCCAUGAGAUAUGUCACACAGGAGAGAAGCCGUAUUCAUGUUCAGAAUGUGGAAAGUGUUUUGCACAAAAAUCAACUCUAGUUACACAUAAGAGAUUUCACACAGGAGAGAAGCCGUAUUCAUGUUUAGAAUGUGGGAAGCGUUUUACAGAUAAAUCAAGUCUUGUUAAACAUGAGAGAAUGCACACAGGAGAGACUCCAUAUGCAUGCUUAGAGUGUGGGAAAUGUUUUACUACUAAAGCCAAUCUUAAGAAGCAUCAGGCAAGUCACAAAGGAGAGAAGCAGUUUUGAUGUUUUGUAAGGAAUUUAAAUGAUAAAACUCAUUGGAUCAGAAGAAACUAUAUAAUUUUUUUGGAAUAUGGGAAAUGCUAUAACAGCAAAAAAAGAAUUUUAACCUAGUUAUUAACAGACUUUUAUAAAUAACUGGCUACAUGUUAAUGUGUCCCUGCAGAAAGCAAUCCUCAGAAUAGUUACACAACUUGCUGUCAUUUAGCUGUUUUUAAAGCUGAGAUCUGGCUGCAAAAAAAAAAGCAGCUGGGGCUGAGUUUACAUCUACUUUCUUGCUGUAUCUGUCAUGGGUUCAGCAAUAAAGCAUCCAGUAUAUAAUACAACUGUCUGCAUCCGUUUAGAACAGAACCGGUUGUAUUAUAUCCCAAAUGAACAGGACGGGUCCUUCACUAAAUCCAUUCUAAGUCAAUGGGCACCAGAUCCGUUUUUUUCUAUGUCCAAAAAAACUGAUCCGUCAUCAUU